Dentiscutata erythropus is the source of this 558-nucleotide messenger RNA. NCBI's taxonomy places the organism in Eukaryota, Fungi, Glomeromycota, Glomeromycetes, Diversisporales, Gigasporaceae. The record is from the annotation of a GenBank genome assembly.
UUAGAAAAAACUUAUUUAGAUCUUGAUAAUAAUCCUUUUGAAUUAAGUACUAAUCUAAACAAAUUUUUUAUUUCUACUCCACCUAAAACAAAUACAAAAAUUAGUUCGCAUACACUUACUUGGACACUAAAUCAAGAAAAUGAUUUAAUGUUAGAUAUUGUAAGUUUUACAUCCAUAUUAAUUUUGGAGAUUCAAAAACAAUUUUCAAAUAAUCCUUUUGUCGAUGCUAUGAAGAUAUUUAAGUUGUCUGAUUGGUCAUUAAAUAAUCAAACCAUAUCAGAAUUCGCAGUAAUUAAUUCUAAUGAUACACGUAUAGAAUGGUUUCAUUUUAAACAAUUAGUUUAUAAAAAUUAUUCUAAUUUACCAAUAGACAAACUACUUGUUUUAUUAUUUCAACUCUUUUCCAAAUAUUGGUUGCGCAAUGGUCUAAAUAAUGAUACAUUGCACAUGUUUAUUAUGGUUGGAUUAGAAGAGACUGAUGUAAUGGAAUUUAAUUUUAAUGACGCAUUGAAGAUUUGGUAUCAAACUAAAGAAAGAAAGAUAAAUAAAGAAGAUUGA